Molecule: messenger RNA, 2163 nt
Organism: Paramormyrops kingsleyae
Lineage: Eukaryota; Metazoa; Chordata; Actinopteri; Osteoglossiformes; Mormyridae
Source: RefSeq, a predicted model, not a curated record
CUGGCGACAAAAGAUAACAGAAAAAAAACGAGCCCUUUUCUGGCUUUGUUGUUGUGUGACGUCACCGACGUUUAACCCGGAAGUGAGUGGGUGGUGCGCGCUUCUCCGCGCGUCCCCGUCGCCAGCAGCCACGAGGUAGUUGGACUUGCGGGGUGCAGGAUGCCAUGGCCUGCAGAUCGCGCACCCGGAGCCUGCAGCUGCUGGACACGGAGCUGAGUGCAGACGCGGUGGAGUGGUGCCCCGUGCCCCCUUGGCACGAUGUUCUGGCGUGCGGAACGUACCAGCUGCUGAAGCCGCCGGAAGGGGUGGAUGUUGAGUCCGCCGUUCCCAGCCGCAUUGGACGACUGUACCUGUUCCAGUUUCAUGAGGAUGGUCUGCAUUGUCCGCCGCUCACUGAGAUUCAGCGCAUUGAUACAUCUGCCAUACUUGAUAUUAAGUGGUGCCAUGUGCCUGUGUUGGAGCGCCCCCUACUGGGCAUGGCCACUGCUAGUGGGGAAUUACAACUAUGGAAACUGACUGACACUCAGGAUGGCCCCAGUGGGCUGGAGAUGACAUCGUGUAUGGAGCUGGGCCCUGAUAGGCUGGCUCUGUCUUUGGACUGGUCCACUGGUAGGGGGGACAGCAGUGACGUGCGAGUGGUGUCCAGUGACUCCACAGGGGGCAUCAGCGUGCUGGCGCUGGGGGAGGGCAGCCUUGCCAAGCUCUCUCAGUGGAAGGCUCACGACUUUGAGGCCUGGAUCUCUGCCUUCAGCUACUGGGACACUCAGCUGCUCUACUCAGGUGGGGAUGACUGCAAGCUGAAGGGCUGGGACCUCCGCAUAGGGCCAUCCUGCCCCACCUUCACCAGUCAGGGGCAUUCCAUGGGGGUCUGCAGCAUCCACAGCAACCCACACCGGGAGCACGUCCUGGCCACUGGCAGCUAUGACGAGCAGAUGCUGCUGUGGGACGGGCGCAACAUGAAGCGGCCCUUGGCCGAGACGCUGCUGGGUGGUGGCGUGUGGCGGCUUAAAUGGCACCCGACUCAGGAGCAUCUCCUGCUGGCUGCCUGCAUGCAUAACGACUUCCACAUCCUACACUGCCAGCAGGCUCUGGAGGGCAGUGGUGAGCCAUGCUCAGUCCUGGCCUCCUACAUCUUGCACAACUCCCUCGCCUACGGAGCAGAUUGGUCGCGCCUCCCACUUACAGGAGCCCCUGCCUGUGACUCUCAGGAGACAGUAGAGGCAGAAAGAGCUACGCUGGAAAUGGGAGUUCACCUGAGGAUCCAGUACGAAUCGCCCACAGCCAGCUUCGACACAUCGCUGGAGGAUGACAUGGGCCGGUACAUCCCUGAGGGAACGCAGCCCAGUCCUGUGUGUGCUGUGGAGGCCACGCCCCCUGUCCCUGCUGGCCACGCCCCCACUCUGUCCUGCCUGAUGGCCACCUGUUCCUUCUAUGACCACAUGUUACACGUGUGGCGCUGGGACUGGAGCCUCGAAGAGAGUGGAGAGGCUACUAGUGCUGAGGGCCAAGGGGGCGUGGAUGGCGGCCAUGGAGGAGCUGCAGAGGGAGGAGAUUAGCUACGCAUGCUAACUGGUGCCACCCGCAGCAUUUAUACUCAGGUGUGGGGAGGAGAUGGCUGUGAGGCCUGGGACAGCAAGCAAUUAUGACCAUGAUCAUGGGGAGGGCGGCGAUUGACAGCAUAUGGCUGGAGGUUCCAGCAUUUCACCUGCCCCCCCUGCGCUGAACAGAACAAGGUCUCAACGUGGAAAAUCUAGAUGGCAGUUGUAUCUGCACCUAGAUAACCAGAUAUAACCAGAACCUUGACUAUUUUGUAACUGUUAUUUUUGGUUAUGAAUGGUUUAACCUCCCACCCCCCAUGUAGAGUCAGAGGAGAUGUCUAUAAUCAUAAGAAAGACUAGUUAGUGUCCUGCUGGUGUUUCAUCACAGCAGUAUAGCUCUUGUCAACCAAAAACUUAAACCAAAUGAACUUUCGUUUAAAUCAGUUAUAUGAAAACUUGAUAUGACAGGGUUGAUUGUUAUCUGUAUCUUAUUUUUAAUUACUGUGUGGUGAUACUGGCUGUUUUUAAGCUUUGUACUUAAAUACAUUGUUGCAGGAUACUGUGUCACGUUUUACAAAGAAAUGCCAAUUACUACAGCAGUACAUCAAUAAAACUAAUUUGUACA